Molecule: messenger RNA, 859 nt
Organism: Danio aesculapii
Lineage: Eukaryota; Metazoa; Chordata; Actinopteri; Cypriniformes; Danionidae
Exons: 8
Coding region: 1-744 (247 amino acids)
Source: RefSeq, a predicted model, not a curated record
AUGCAUGUGUUCUUGUGCCCAUGUCUUGGAUUGCUGUUCUGCUUUGUUUAUGCAGAUAUAGAGCUUGAUGAAAUUAAAGCAGGUGUUGAGUUGCCUGUAGAAAUCGGAAAGCCUGUGAGUUUGCCUUGUCUUAAUAAGGUGAAACAGAAUUCUUGCAGUAAAGUGACAUGGCUGUCUAAUAAGAGUCCUACUGUUGAACUGGUCACUCUUGGCAUACGCAAAUCAGACCGGUUAGAUAGAAAAGACAGAGUGAGUCUGUUGACCGACUGCGCUUUACACUUCAGUCAUGUAAAGCCUGAAGAUCUUGGAUGCUUCACCUGUCGACAGUUUUCAGGUCUGGGUGGAACACAAAUUGAAGAGGAUGCCAGAAUUUGCUUGUGUAUUAAAAAAGACACUACUACACAAAGCUAUGAUACAACUUCUGUGGACAAUAAUAUUAGUUUAUCAGACAGCACAGAUGACAAACCGUUCAUUAUAAUCCCAUUAGUGCUUGUGGUUGGUGCUUUUUCAGUGGCUGCACUUGUUAUUGCUUGGCUCAGAAAUCACAGGAAAGCACAAAUGACAACAUCAAGUAAAAAACAAAACACACUGAAACCUGAAACCAAAACUACUACACACGAAUUCCACAAAGGUGAAGAUGUGGUGACUUACAUUGAAUUAAACCACAAUGUACUGAAACCAAGUGAAGCAGACGUAGACAAUCAAUAUCAAAAAACUGAAUAUGCAAUGAUAAAAAUGCCCUAAUUGCUCGAACUGUGAUAAAUGAACCUGAAUUGUACAUAAUAAAAUAAAAUGUGUUGCUUUCAUGGAGAAAAUGAGUCGUGUGUAGAAGUAAAUUUCUCAUUUGAGUAUAAAGAUC